This is a messenger RNA of Hypanus sabinus (Atlantic stingray), 13289 nucleotides long. Its product is annotated as phospholipase D1-like. The record is from RefSeq and is a predicted model, not a curated record. Gene Ontology annotation, molecular function: D-type glycerophospholipase activity; phosphatidylinositol binding. Gene Ontology annotation, biological process: regulation of microvillus assembly; cell motility; phosphatidic acid biosynthetic process. NCBI's taxonomy places the organism in Eukaryota, Metazoa, Chordata, Chondrichthyes, Myliobatiformes, Dasyatidae.
GACGAUGAGGCGGACUGGGGAAAGGGGCGACCGUCCCCGAGCGGGGCUGUGGCGGACAGGGUGCUGAAGCGAUUGGCGCUGGGUCUGUGCUGGGAGGGACCACGGAGAUCGCCUACCUCCUCGGGAUGUCACCUUGGGGGCGGUGACAGUUGAGUCUUACCCCCGCAAGAGCACAUUGGAUGGGCUGGGGAACUACCUCGAGCCGUUUCAUUGCGGAGGACUGAAUAGCAAGAGGACGCUUCUUGCUAAUUUAAGUUUCUUGCGUUCAGCAUGCAGCGAGGGGCCCCCUCAACCCCCCAGGCAGUCUGCCUGGGGUCCGGCUGUUAGUACCCAGCAUGUCGGAACCGCAGGGGUCUUUCCACCGGUCAUCGCCGCUGAAGGGUGUAGCCCAGGGCAUCAGCCAGCUAAUGGAGAAGCUCGACACUAAUGAGCUCUGCCUCGAAGAAGAUGAGCCCGACAUUGAUGCAGGGAACGAGGUCAGAGCGUCUGAUGGCGCCCAGAUCCCGUUCUCGGCUGUCUACCAGACCAACGGCUUCAAGGAGCCCGAGAUCCAGGUCUACAUCCCUGGUUCGUCCAUCAAGGCUCAUGUGGUGGACGUGGAACGUUUCACCUCUACCAAGAAGGUCCCAAUUCCAAACAUCUACACCAUCGAGCUCAGUCAUGGAGAGUUCUGCUGGAAGGUCAAGAGGAAGUUCAAGCACUUCCAGGAACUCCACCGGGAGCUUCUCCGCUACAAGGCCCUGCUCCGUCUGCCGAUCCCUACUCGGAGUUUCACGGUACGAAGGCAGACGAUAAAGCGAGGGGAGCCCCGGACCAUGCCAACUUUACCCCGCAGCUCCGAUCACAUUGUGAGGGAAGAGCAAAUCUCCAGCCGCCGGAAACAGCUGGAGGAUUACCUGACCAAGCUACUGAAGAUACCCUUGUAUCGGAACUAUCACGCUAUGAUGGAGUUCAUUGGAGUUAGCCAGGUCUCUUUCAUUCAUCACCUCGGACCCAAGGGCCUGGAAGGUUUUGUGAUGAAGCGUUCCGGGGGUCACAGAAUUCCCGGCCUCAACUGUUGUGGGAGGAAUCAGGUGUGUUAUCGCUGGUCCAAGAGGUGGCUGGCGGUGAAGGAUUCCUUCGUCCUCUACAUCAGGCCGGAUUCGGGGGCUGUCACCUUCGUCCUCCUCGUGGACAAAGAGUUCAGCAUCAAGCUGGGCAUCAAAGACACGGAGACAAAGUACGGCAUCAGACUCGAGAACCUCUCCAGAACCCUGAUCAUCAAAUGCAACAGUUACCGUCAUGCUCGGUGGUGGGGUCAGGAGAUCGAGCAGUUCAUGCGUGAGCACGCUGCCAUUUUCCUGAAGGACCAACGAUUCACAUCCUUUGCCUCUGUGGAUGAAGGAAUUCUUUCCAAAUGGUACAUCAACGCCAAAAACUACUUUGAGGACGUGGCGGACGCUAUGGAGAGUGCCCAGGAGGAAAUAUUCAUCACCGACUGGUGGUUGAGUCCAGAGAUCUUCCUCAAGAGGCCAGUGAUGGAGGGAAACCACUGGAGGCUGGACUGCAUCCUCAAACGCAAAGCACAACAAGGGGUGAAGGUGUUUGUGAUGCUGUACAAGGAGGUGGAGCUUGCUCUGGGGAUCAACAGUGAGUACAGCAAGAGGACUUUGAUGCGUCUUCACCCCAACAUUAAGGUGAUGAGGCACCCCGACCACGUGUCCUCCACGGUCUACCUGUGGGCACACCACGAGAAGCUGGUGGUUAUCGACCAGUCUGUGGCCUUUGUCGGAGGCAUUGACCUGGCUUAUGGGAGGUGGGAUGACGAUGAACACCGGCUGACCGACGUGGGCAGCGUGACGCGGGGUAUGAAUGCAUCGUCCGCCACGACCGCCAACCAAGGGUCGGAAUCCGUGCCCAGCGAGGAGGGGGAGGCCCAGGCGAGCUUGGCAAAGGUCAUGCUGGCAAGGGGCGGCGAUGACGUGCAGGAGACGGCAGAGGAGGAGGCGGCGGCCAGGAUGAGGGGCAUUGGCAGGCCAAAGAGGACCCUCAACUUGGUUAAGCGGCUGCAGAGGCAGAACCUGGAACACAGUGACAGCGUGAGCAGCGUGGACAGCUCCGAGCACGAUUGGUUUAACAGCAAGCAGAAUUUGUUGAGGGACAGGUUGCCCCACCUGAAGAGGUUGCGCCACCGGUCCAGUGACCCUGAGCUGCCCCCCUUGGACGACGAAAGGGGCUCAGUGCACAGUCUACACACCAGCGUUGGAGAGCUGGUUGGACAGACCAGGUUCUGGCACGGGAAGGAUUACUGCAACUUUGUCUACAAGGACUGGGUUCAGCUGGAUAAGCCCUUUGAUGACUUCAUCGACCGCUACACCACGCCCCGGAUGCCCUGGCACGACAUCGCUUCAGUGGUCCAUGGGAGGGCUGCCCGCAACGUGGCUCGGCACUUCAUCCAGCGCUGGAACUUUACCAAGAUUGUCAAGGCCAAGUACCGACCUCUGUCCUACCCGUACCUCCUGCCCAAGAGUAUCUCCACCGCCGAUGAGUUAACCUAUCAGGUGCCAGGGUCGAUUCCAGCGCGAGUCCAGGUGUUGAGAUCAGCCGCAGACUGGUCAUGUGGGAUCAAAUAUCACGAAGAAUCCAUUCACAAAGCUUACGUUAACGUGAUUCAGAACAGCAAACACUACAUCUACAUAGAGAACCAAUUCUUCAUCAGCUGUGCUGACAAUAAGAACGUCUUUAAUGAGAUCGGUGAUGCCAUUGUGGAUCGGAUACUGAAAGCCUACAGGGAGAAGCAGCGGUACCGUGUGUACCUGGUGACUCCGCUGAUGCCCGGCUUCGAAGGAGACAUAACGACAGGGGGAGGGGCAGCCAUUCAAGCCGUGAUGCACUUUAACUAUAGGACCAUUGCGAGAGGAGAGUACUCCAUCAUCGAGCGACUCCGGAAAGAGAUGGAUGACAUGUGGAUGAAUUACUUCUCAGUGUGUGGGCUGCGGACCCACGCAGAGCUGGACGGAAAGCUGGUGACGGAACUCAUCUAUGUCCACAGCAAGCUGAUGAUUGCGGACGACGAGAAGGUCAUCAUUGGCUCGGCCAAUAUUAAUGACCGGAGCAUGCUGGGGAAGAGAGACAGCGAAAUGGCGGUGAUAGUGGAGGACACGACUCGGAUUCCCUCGGUAAUGGAUGGGGUCGAGUACCAGGCUGGGAAGUUCGCUCUCAGCCUCAGGCUGCACUGCUUCAAGCUCAUCCUGGGGGGCUUCAAUGACCCUUCAAUUGACGUACAAGAUCCCAUCAGUGAAAAGUUCUUCAAGGAAGUCUGGAUUCCAACCAGCGCGAGGAAUGCGACGAUCUAUGAAAAGAUUUUCAGAUGCCUUCCCUCGGAUCACGUGAAGAACAACAGUGACCUAGUGGCCUUCAACGCUAAGCAGGGUCUGGAGGUCGAGGACCCGGCCAAAGCUGUGGAAGAGCUAAAGAAGAUCCACGGCUUCCUCGUCCAGUUCCCCUUCUACUUCCUGUCUGAGGAGAACUUGCUCCCGCCGCUCAGCACCAAGGAGCGGAUGGUGCCGAUGGAGGUGUGGACAUGAAGGGCGAGUGGAGGAGAGUAGGAUAAAGGGAAGAGGCUGGUCACUCUGGACACAGUAUCUACAGGGGGAACCAGGUGUCCAAUAGUCAAGGCCAGAGACCUGUCAAGUUUUCAGAGAACUAACAGACAAAUAAAAACUCAGGAGGGUCAGACUCUAGUAUCAACAAUUACAGGACACACUAGCUCCAUCAACGGAGAAUUUCUGAUUUUCCUUCCCGGGCUAUACCAACCUCUGAGAUAUCAGCACACUCUAUAAAUUUGGUGUUUUUAUUUCAAUUACAUCCUGCAUUAUAGAAUACAGAACAGUACAGUGCAGUACAGGCCCUUCACCCCACACUAUUGUGCCGACCCUUUAACCCUGCCCCACAAUCAAUUUCACCCACAUAGCCUUCCGUUGUUCCAUCAUCCAUGUGCCUGCCUGCGAAUCUCGACCUCAGUGUGUUUAGGUGCUGCCAUGGAAGGGGUUAAUGUGUGUUAACAUCAUGUCUUCCUGGUACAAAACGCAAAAUGGGACCAUUAGACAUAGCAGCAAAAUUAGGCCAUUCGGCCCAUCGAGUCUGCUCUGCCAUUUCACCAUGGCUGAUCUAUUACCCCUCUCAACACCAUUUUCAAGCCUUUUCCCUGACCAUUCAAAACCUAUCAAUGUCUAAAUAUAUGUUAUGGCCUGGCCUCUACACCCAUCUCCAGCAAUGAAUUCCGCAGAUUCACCAGCCAUCCCCAGCAAUUAAUACCACAGAUUCACUACCUUCUGGCUAAAGAAAUUACUCCUCAUCUUUGUUCUAAAUUGACAUACAGUACCUCUAUUCUGAGGCUGUGCCCCUGGUCCUAGACUCCCCCACUAUAGAAAACAUCCUCUCCAGAUCCCCUCUAUCUAGGCCUUUCAAUAUUCGAUAGGUGUCAAUUAGAUCCCCCACCCCUAUUCUUCUGAACUCCAAUGAGAACAGGCUGUAGAGCUAUCAAGCACUCCUCAUACCUUAACCCGUUCAUUCACGGAAACAAUCUUGUAAACCUCCACUGGACCCUCCCCAACAACUAUCUGUUUACCUUCUAAGUCUGCCCCCUAACCACCCCUCCAAAUCUCUUCCCAGGAAGUGGCCUCUGCUAUUCUACCCCUCUAGUGUAAUAUCAUGACAGGUCAGUACACACAAUCAGAAACUCCCCUGAUCUCAGAUUCAGAAUUAACAACAGAGUCAUCUUGGGGAAGAGAGCUCCUAGCUCCUGUCAUCCUCUGUAACAAAAUUCAAAGUAAAUUUAUUAUAAAAUAUGUGUAUGUCACCAAAUACUACCCUGAGAUUCAUUCUCCCCCAGGCAUUCACAGUAGAACAAAGAAACACAAUAGAAUCAACGUAAAACCACACACAAAUGCUGACGAACAACUAAUGUGCAAAAGAAGACAAACUCUGCAAAUAAAAAAGAAAUAAUAAUAAUAAUAAUAAUAAAUAAGUAAAUAAAUAACACUGAGAACAUGAGUUGUAGAGACCUUGAAAAUAAGUCCAUAGAUUAUGCAAUCAGUUCCCUGAUGGGGUGAGUGAAGUUAUUCACUCUGGUUCAGCAGCCGAAUGGUUAAAGGGUAAUAUCUGUUCCUGAACCUGGUGGUGUGUGACCUAAAUUGCCUCCUAUCCAGCCCCCUUGUCCCAAACCCCCCCCCCCCAAAUAUUGGAACCAUCAGUUUCUCUCAAUACAUUACUCCUCACCAUCUGAAAGCCAUGCUGGAGAUAUUUGGCUGAUCGAGCAGCGUCCGAGAAGCAAUGGUUUAGCUCGAUAGUGAAAACAGAAAUCAAGUUCAUCGGAAGUUGACGAGAAAGGGUGAGGGGGGGUGUACGGUGCUAGUAGAAACAGAUACAUUAGGGGCUUUUAAACAUAGAACAGUAUAGCACAAGGAGAGACCCUUCAGCCCACAAUGUUGUACCAAGCCAACCAAACAAAUUGCCCCUGCCUACACAAUAUCCAUAUCCUUUCAUUUCCCUCACAUUCAUGUGCCUGGCUAUUAAAAAUCAAUGUACCUGGCUCUAUCACCACCCAGGCAGUGCAUUCCUGGUGCCUACCAAUCUCUGUGUAAAAAAAACUUGCCCCUCACAUCUACUUCGAAAUUAACCCCCCCUCACCUUGAAUACAUGCCCUCUGGUAUCAGACAUUUCACCCCUGGGAAAAGAUACUCUCUAUCUACGCCUCUCGUAAUCUUAUAAACCUCUAUCAGAUCUCCCCUCAGCCUCCACUGCCUCGGAGAAAACAACCCAAGUUUACCAGCCUCUCAUGAUAGCACCUGCCCCCUAAUCCAGGCAGUAUCCUGGUGAGCCUCUUCUGCACCCUCUCCAAAGACCUGAUAUUCUUCCUAUAAUGGGAUGACCAGAAUGAUAUGCAAUACCUGUACUCCCGAUGUGGCCUAACUAGAGUUUUGUAAACCUGCAACAUAACUUUUCGACGUUUGAACGCAAUGACUCAAUUAAUAUAAGGCGAACAAGUCAUAUAACUUCUUAACCACCCUAUCAACCUGUGUAGCCACUUUCAGGAAGUUCUGAACUUGGACCACAAGACCUCUGUGCUCAUCAACACUGUCAAGGGUCUUGUCCUUAAGUGUCAUGUACUUUCUAUUUACAUUUAACCUUCCAAGGUCAGCAUCACAUUCGUCAGCAUUAAGAAGCUUAAAUAGGCAUGUGGAUGAUAGAAAAAUGGAGGGUUGUGGAGAAGGGAAGGUUUUGAUUGAUAUUGGUUAAAAGAUUAGCACAACAUAGUGGGCUGAAGGGUUUGUGCUGUGCUGUACUGUUUUAUAACUCUAGAAACUCUGCAGGUGCUGGAAAUCCAGAGCCACACGCUUAAAAUGCUGGAGGAACUCAGCAAGUCAGGCAGCAUUUGUGAAAAUGAAUAAACAGUUGAUGUUUCGGGCUGAGACCCUUCUUCAGGUCUGGAAAGGAAGGGGCAAGUAGCCAGAACGAAAAGGUUGGGGGAAGAGAAGGAGAACCAACUAUGAGGUGAUACAUGAAGCCAAGUGGGUGGGAAAGGUGAAGGCCAGGAGAAGAAGGAAUCUGUUAGGAAAAGAAAGUGGACCAUAGAGGAAAGGGAGGGAGGAGGGGACCCGAGGAAGUGAUAGGCAGCUGAGGAGAGGUAAGAGGCUGAAGUGAAGAAUAGAAGAAUAGAGAAAGGGACAGAAAAACAAUUUUACCAGAAUUUUACUCCCAGUUUUGAGUAAUCAUCAGUAUUUUUACAAGAAGGCUGUGGAUUUUUUGCUUUGCAUCUCUGCCUCCUAAUCUCCUCCCACCUCGAAGCUCAGAAUAGGGCUUCUGCUUUGGGAAUCUGAUGAGGCAUUUCAGGCAAUGUGGCAUGCCUGAGGAAGUCAACAGAUUACUGGAGAAAGAGGGAAUCGGGGACGUGAGAAGCUAUAGACAAUGGAAUCUGGAGCAACACCUUCUGCUAGAGAAACUCAGCAGGUCGAACUCUGUCUGUGGGGGGGAAUGGAGGCAGAAGGGCUGUAGGAACUGCUGGCAUUUUGUGCUGAAAACCUACCUCAAAUCAGAUCAAAGUUCGUACACAACCUGGACUUUCAUUUUCUUGCGAGCAUUCACACUAAAUAGAGAGAAACACAAGGGGAUGAAUGAAAGACCAAAGCAAGAUGGAUGGACAAACAACCAGUGUACAAAAGACAACAAAUUAUGCAGAAAUUUUAAAAAAGCAAACUACUUAAUGGUAAAUAAAUAAACAAUAAAUAUUGAGGACGUAAGAUGAAGAAUCCUUGAAAGUGAGUCUGGAGGUUUCAGUGACAGUGUGAGUGAAGUUGGUUCAGGAGCCUAUGGGCGGAGGAGUGAUAACUGUUCCUGAACUCGAUGGUGUAGGUUCCUCCUUCCUGAUGGCAGCAGUGAGUAGAGAGCAUGGCCUGGAUGGUGGAAGCUGCUUUACUGCUACUGUGCUCUGCAGAUGUACUCAAUGGUGCUUGGGUUCCAAGGACCCCUGAAAGGUUGACAGCUCUUUCCCUCACAUAGAUGCCCCUUGACCCAUUGAGUUCCUGCCCCACCCAGAGAGUUGGGCCUGUUCUUAACCGGCAGGCAGGAGCAAAUAUAUCUAAGGAUGGGAUUAUAGAAAUACAAGGCAUCGAGGGUUAGGGGAGAGAGUGGGAAUAUGGUUACACAAAAUGCUGGAGGAACUUAGCAGGUCAGGGUGCAUCUAUGGAGGGGAAUAGACAGCAGAUGUUUGGGCUGAGAUCCUUCAUCAGGCCUCAGUCUGAAACAUCACGUUCAGUACGGUAACCAAAAGUGUUCCCGAGCACCUUGGCGGCAGUGGUGAUAUAAUUCAAGGGUACUGUCAUCUGGCUAUACAUAUAUACAACCAAACGAAACAAUGUUCCUCCAGACCAUGGUGCACCCACAAAAUGUAUAUCACACACAACACAUAAAACAAAAUAUUACCAUGAAUAAGUUAAUAAAUAUAAUUCAAAAUGCAUGCAGUGCACAGUGCAGGUAAACAGCUCACUGUCCUCGUGACGAGACCUCAGUGGUGACGGGUAUUCAUUAGUCUCACAGCCUGAGGGAAGAGGCUGUUACCCAGUCUGACAGUCCCAGUCCUGAUGCUCCUGUACCUCCUUCCUGACGGUAGUGGGUCAAAGAGAUUGUGGGAUGGGUGGGAGGGAUUCUCGCCUACAACACACCUGGUAAAUGUCACAAAUACAUCCAGAACAAUCAGAACUUGAUUUAUUAUCACUGACUUAUAUAAUAUGGAAACUCUUUCUCCCAUAGUCCACUCGUCUCUCCCAUUAGAUUCCUUCUUCAGCCCUUUACCUCUCUUAGCUUCUCACUUAUUCUCCUGACCCACCUCACCUGGUCUCAACUAUCAACUGCCAGCUCAUAAUUCUCCUGCCCCCACCGCCUUAUUCUGACUUCUUCUCCCUUCCUUUUCCAAUCCUGUCAAAGGGCCGCAGCCUGACACAGCAACUCUUUAUUCUUCUCCAUAGAUGCUGCCUGACCUGCUGAGUUCCUCCGGCAUUUUGUGCGUGUUGCUCUGGAUUUCCAACAUCUGCAGAAUCUCCUGUGUUGAUGGUUAUUGUGAUAGACAGUCAGCCAUAGUGGGGUAGUUUCAAAGGGCUGGAUGUCCUACUCCUAAUUGUUAUAGAUGUUUCUCUAAAUGUAACUUUGGAGGAUUGUGGUAGGGGUGAAUGAAGGUGGAGAUGUUUGGCGGGGGAAUGAGUGCGAUUACCUGUACAGCUGAGGCACAGUCCCAAGGACAGGAUGAUAGGAAGAGGCCAGAAUUGGAGGAGCAUGGAAUUAUUGGAGAAAGGAAGGGUCGAGGAUGAUGGUAAAUCUGGGGAUGUGUAAGAGGCCAGAGGUGACAUUCCCUGAGACCCAGCAUCACUUGGUUCAGAGGAGACCUCACAUUCCAUUCACCAAACCCUUUCCACUGAGCAGAAUUACCUGUAGGAGCAGUAUGUAAGACAAGUUUUUCAUCUUAUCACAGCGUGUGUCAAUAACCGAUUCCAGUUCCACUUCCAAUCCCACCAACAAACGUAGAAAUAAGACAUCGGAGCAGAAUUAGACCAUUCGGCCCCACCAUUCCAUCAUAGCUGACUAUUGUCCUUCUCAAUCCCAUUCUCCUGUCUUCUCCCCAUAAUCUUUCUCCCUUACUAUUCAAGAACCUAUCAACCUUUGAUGACUUGGCCUCCCCAGCUGUCUGUGGCUGUGAAUUCGACAGAUUCACUACCCGCUGGCUAAAGGAAUUCUUCCUCAUCUGUUCUAAAUUUACAUUACUCUAUGCUGAGUCUGUGUCCUCUGGUCCUAGGCUCCCCCACAUCCUCUCUAUGUAGGCCUUAUCAAAUCCAAAAGGUUUCAAUGAGAUCCCCCUGCAUUCUUCUAGACUCCAGUGAGUACUGACCCAGAGCCAUCCAAUGCUCCUCGUUUGUUAACCCUUGUGAACCUCUUCUGGUCCCUCUCCAACAUCCUUUCUUAAAUAAGGGCCCUAAAACUGCUCACAAUACUGUCUGAGCAAUGCCUUAUAAAGCCUCAGCAUUACGUCCUUGCUUUUAUACUCUAGACCUCUCGAAACGAACACUAACAUUGCAUUCCCCUUCUUCAGCUCCGACUCAACCUGCAAGUUAUUCUCUAGGGAAUCCUGCACAAGGACUCCCAAAUCCCUUUGCACCUCUGAUUUCUAAAUUUUCUCCCCAUUUAGAAAGUAGUGCACACUUUUAUUCCUUCAAGGUGCCUGAUGUGUUCAGGGAGCAGGUGCUGGCUUCUGAAUUCCAUUGCCCCCUCCCCCUUUGACCAUUGGGUAACAGGCGGGGGUCUUGAGGUGAGAGGGAAAUUAUGUCAACACACUUGGAGUGGGUUGGGAGGGCCGCCAAGCACAGGGAGAUUCAGACUGAUCCACAAUGCCUGGCUUUGUUCACCCCUCACCAAGAACUCUCCUUAUUGACUCAGUUGUAGAAUACUAUUGGACAGAAAAAGGCCCGACUAGUCUGUGCCAAACUAUUAAUCUGCUGAAUCCCAUCGGCCUGCACACCCUUUCAAAGCCCUCCCAUCCUUGAAUCUAUCCAAAUUUCUCCUAAAUGUUGAAAUCAAGUCCACGUACACCACAUCCACUGGUAGUUGAUAUCACACUCGCACCAUCCUCCGAAUGAAAAAGUUCCCCUUAGGUUUGCCAUGAACAUUUCACCUUUCACCCUUACCCCUUGACCCCUUGGCUUCCAGCCAAGUCCCGGUGUAGAUUUUAACUGAUAUUUCGGUGACAAACUGUGUCAUUUUCAUCAAGGAUUCUGUUUAUGCAUGUCUAAUGCAAUGGUAUAUGUACUCAACCCCCAUAGACCAUCCCUCCUGGGAGCUGAGUGAACACCAUCGGAUAAGACUUGCCUAGGCAUCUUCCCUGAUGAAGGUAUUGAAACAUUGGUUAAGAUCAACACCUGCACCUGGCUGUGCUGAGGAUCCUUGAAGAGGAUAGUUUGGACCCAAAUGCAGGGUUCUUGCUAUGGCAUCGAAGUGGAUCUGAGCACAAAACAAAUGCUAGAUGAUAUCACUAGUAGGUUUACAAUUAGGCAUCGAACCGCAGUUCAGGUGUUCCUUAAAUGCUCAAACCUUGGCGUGCAAAACAUGAUUACAAUUAGCGAAACUGUCUGAAAUCUUUCAAGGGGCCGCACUCUGGGAGGUUAGAGUGUCUAAACCUCGGAAGCUGGCAUGGAUGGGUGUGUGUUGUAACACCGGCUGGAAGCCCAGGAAGAGAUUAUCUGUCAUACACACCAGUGUGUUACCUGGUGCACUGGUGUGUUACCUUUCCCUAUCACUCAGCUCCUCAAGUCCCAGCAACGUUCUUGUAAAUUUUCAAUCUUAUUGAUACCUUUCCAAAAGUGCACACAAUACUCACUCUUGUCUUACACAAUUUCAACUUAACAUCCCAGAUCCUGUACCUAGUACAUUGAUGAUAAGAAGGCCAAAAGCUUUAUGACCCUAUCUACUGACGUUCCGCCUAUCACAAUCUGUGCUAUUUAAUUAGUAUCAUCUCAUAACACUAAUAAUUCUGAUUUUAUUAUUUGAAACACAUAAUGAAAUGCAUCAUUUGCAUUAGCUACCAACACAACCUUACAAACUCUGCAAAUUAUUCCAGACUUCCUUAACCCUCUGCAGUCCUGGGGAAGGUGCUCCCACGGCACUGUUGAGGAGGGAGUUCCAGGGUUAAGACCCAGUGGCGGUGAAGAAAUGUCGAUGUAUUUCCAAGUCACGUUGGUGUGUGGCUCAAGGGGAGCCUGUAGGUGGUGGUGCUCGUGUCUUCUUGGCGGUCUCUGCAGCUAAUCAGAUCCCGAUUCAUUCAUUUAUCAAGUCUGCAUCGAAACACAUUGAAAUGCAUUGUUGGCGUUAAAAACCAACACGUCUUAAGGAUGUACUGGGGGCAGCCACGCAUUCCAGUGCCAGCAUCACAUGUCCACAUUGUUUGACAGAACAACACAGAACACAACUCAACAACCAGCAAAGGAACAAGAACCCAACAAGUCCCCAUUCCCACUUUCUGCCACCCACUCACACAGUCCUCUAACCCCAGGGCUGGCCACCUCCAGAGGACUCCGACGGAGUCACUGGGCUUUCAACUUCCCCAGAGAUCUGGUGACGGGGUUCUGGACAUGGAGAAGCAGAGCCUGUGAUGGGGCUCGAAUGAGGCAGUGGCUCUGCCCACUGUGUCGGUGGAACUGUACACCAUUAGUGUACUGUGGAUCAUUUAGAAAGGAAAGGAGGAGAUCCAGGGGGUAGUGAAGGCAGCAGAAAGAGGAGUGGAAAAGUAGAGCAGAGGGGAGGAGAAUUUACCAGGUUGGAGGCUACCCAGGUGGAAAGUGAGGACAAUAGUACCUCCAGCCUGAGAGUGGCCUCAUCAGGAACGUGGAGGAGGUCAUGGACUGACACGUCAGAAUGGAAUUGAAAUGGUUGACCACCCUCCUUCCCUUUCAUGCCCCACCUCAGUGUAACUCCACAACGUUCAUGUUAGGCAAAUAUUGCAAGGCCAGUGUAAUUGCCCUGUGCUGGGGUGAUCGUGCAUCAGUGGUAUCAGGAGGAUGCCUGGUGUAACUGUGCAGGAGAUCACCACCUAAUUCUGCAACAAUCACUGUGGAUGCAAUCCCCCAUUUUAAUUCCAAUCCCCAUGUCGGUCCACGAGGAGGCCACACUCAGGCUGCGGGAUCGACACCUCGUGUUCCACCUGACUGGCCUCUGACCUGAUGGCAAGAAUGUUGCUUUCUCUCCAACUUCUCCCCCCACCACUUUUAUCAAAUCCCCAUUCUGGCUCCCCUCUCACCCCUUCUCCUCACCUGCCUCUGCUCCCCUUUCCCCUAUGAUCUUCUCUCCUCUCCUGUCAGAUCCCUUUUUCUCCAGCCAUUUACCUUUUCCAACCAUCUCCUCCCAGCUUCUCACUUCAACCCCCUUCCCCCCAUCCACCCACGUUCCCCCUCACCUGGUCUCACCUAUCACCUGCCUGGUUCACUUCAUCCCCCUUCCCCAUCCUCCCACGUUCCCCCUCACCUGGUCUCACCUAUCACCUGCCUGGUUCACUUCAUCCCCCUUCCCCACCCACCCAUGUUCCCCCUCACCUGGUCUCACCUAUCACCUGCCUGGUUCACUUCAUCCCCCUUCCCCACCCACCCACGUUCACCCUCACCUGGUCUCACCUAUCACGGGCCAGCUUGUACUCCUUCCUCUCCCCACCUUAUGAUUCUGGCUCCUUCCCCCUUCCUUUCCAGUCCUGAUGAAGCCUCUCAGCCGGAAACACUGACUGUUUAUACCCUCCAUAGAUGCUGCCUGACUCACUGUUUCUCCAGUACUUCGAGUGCAUUGCUGCUAAGGUGAUGGCGGUGGUGUAAUUGUGAACUAUGUGUAACCGUAGUACUGGUGUUAUUGUGCACUACCAUGUAAUUGUGAACUAUCUGUGUAACGGCACGUCAUUGGUGUAGAUACCACCAGCUGCUGGGUUGUGUCGGAGACAUACUCACGCAUGCAUGGUCAAACCCCGGAUACGGGCUGUGUGCAGUGCUGGAGAGUGAGAGAGGCAUCGGGAUUGUGCCAGGGCUUCGUUCCAGUGACCAGCCGCUUGCGGGAUUUAACCUCUCAAGUACUGCAAUAAGAGUGCAGCACAGAAAGGGAAGGUUGUCCCUUCCAGUGGCAUCCGGGGAGAAACCUUGGAGGCUAAAAUCUGUACAGAACAGCAGCUAAAGUCCUGUAAAUAAUACUAAUUAAUUAAAUGAUUUUUAAAUAUGCUGGAUUCAAAGAUCAAA